This is a messenger RNA of Gongylonema pulchrum, 825 nucleotides long. The record is from the annotation of a GenBank genome assembly. Lineage: Eukaryota; Metazoa; Nematoda; Chromadorea; Rhabditida; Gongylonematidae.
UGGUUUGUUAUGGAUCAGCAGUGCUCCAUGCUUUUGCCAGAAUCAUACGAGUGGUACAGGGAGCAGAUUGCCGGCCAUCAUCCAUCUGUAAUAAAAAAUGGCGUGCGGCAGAUUGGUUUGUUUUCCUUUCCGCCUUCAGGGGAUGCUCCCGGCGCGGACAUCAGAUAUGCGUGGCCCGAAUUGGCUAUCUUUUGGGGCUGGGAAUUCUCACAAUGUUUGCUUGUUCUUUUCGAUUCGAUGAAAUUUUUCCGUAAUCAGCGAAGUGUUUUGUUGGUAGGUUUGAUAAAGCAGAUCGGAACUGAGACACUGAUGAAGCCAGUUCAGCGCGGUGUUCGUGGAGCCUGUGAGAGGGAAUUUUAUUUAAAGCUGGCGCGUCAGCGGGCUUCUUCAGACGGCAGCGAAGAAAGUGCAGUCUUAAAGCGGUUUCUGUCGUUCACUCCAGCAUUCUUCGGGAUCAAAUCGGUGUGGGUUGGGUACAUUGAGGUCGAGUGUCUCGUGCUGGAGGAUUUAGCGAGUCGAUAUAAAUACCCGUGUAUUAUGGACAUCAAAGUGGGAAAGGUUACUUACGAUCCGCAAGCAACACAAGAAAAGCGAUUAUCCGAAGCUGUGAAGUACCCAGAGCAAACGACGCUUGGUUUCCGUUUGACUGGCUAUCGGAAUGUUUAUCGAGAAUUGAGUGUUGAGUGGGGAACGUUUUCCAGUCGCGCUCGUCGACCUUCUAAUUAUGUGUUAAUCUCUAAGGACACUGCGGGAGCACUCCCAGGAUCAAUGGGCGGCAGUGGCGGCGCAUCUGCUCUUUGUCACUCAAAAAAGGCUGUAAUUUAA